This is a messenger RNA of Helianthus annuus (common sunflower), 1469 nucleotides long. RefSeq lists its product as uncharacterized. Gene Ontology annotation, molecular function: ubiquitin-protein transferase activity. Gene Ontology annotation, cellular component: CCR4-NOT complex. The record is from RefSeq and is a predicted model, not a curated record. The transcript is spliced from 3 exons. Lineage: Eukaryota; Viridiplantae; Streptophyta; Magnoliopsida; Asterales; Asteraceae. Gene Ontology annotation, biological process: protein ubiquitination. Bases 226 to 1203 code for a protein of 325 amino acids.
AACUCUGUUUCAAAAAGGGCGAACGAAGCAGAGCAAAUUCCGUUAUCCAUCCACACCACCACCAACAACAACAACACAAAAUUCAAUCUCUUCAUCAUCGAUCUCUCAACAAUAAUCCCUUCAAUCCGACGUCGUUUCAUCCACUUCAUUUACAUCUUCGAUCUUGUUUCACGUUUUCCCCAAAUCUCAAUUUCUAGGGUUUUUUUUUUGACGAAUUCAUCAGCCAUGGUUUACGAUUCGAUUGCCAAUGCUUUGAUCCCCACUCCUGCUUCCAAUCCCAAGGAUUUCAACAAGAAAAAGCGGGUGAAUCGGACUGCCAAAUUGAAGCAGAGCAAACUUGAUGUCCGCCGUGAACAGUGGCUUUCACAAGUGAAGAACAAAGGAUGUAAGGAGGAAAACCGAGGCACCGAUCGCCCGAAAACGCGUGCAUCCGACAUGCACCCUUCAAACGAGGGAGAAACCCGUACGAUAGGGAAACUGGUGAUCAAUCGUGGCGGUGAGGAGAACGAUGGGUUGAUGAAUCAUUACAGCGAUUGGGAAUCGCCAUCAAACAGUCCCACUAGUCACACAAGUAGUUUGGCAAGCAACCGAUCGGUUACGAAUUUCACAGGCGGUAGUAGUAGCAGGAGUAGCAGCAGUAGCAGUGGCGGUUGUUAUUCGGGAAGUAUGACGGAAGAAGAUGACGGUGAUGAUGGGUGUUUGGAUGAUUGGGAAGCGAUCGCGGAUGCUUUAGCAGCCGAUGAGAUUAAGAGUGAUCACAACGUUAGUCCGGAACCCCAAGUGCAUGAUCAUAACGUCAAUCCGGAGCCUGUGGAGACGGUAAAAGAUGAUCGAGUGCAGGUGAAUCGUCGGGCGUGGAGACCCGACGAUGCGUUUCGUCCGCAGGGUCUGCCGAACUUGCUUAAACAGAACAGUUUCCCGAUGAAUUCGGAGCGAAACCAUGGAUGUGGCGCGUGGGGUUUCAAGAACGCAGGGUUAACUCCCGUUCCGACAACGUGUCCUAUAUGCUGCGAAGAUCUCGAUUUAACCGACUCGAGUUUUCUUCCGUGCCCGUGUGGAUACCGACUCUGUCUUUUCUGCUACAAAAGGAUUUUAGAAGAUAACGGUCGAUGCCCAGGGUGCAGGAAGCAGUAUGAACAGCCGGAACAGGGGAUUGCAACGUCGAAACUGGCUCGUUCGUACAGUAUGAUCCCGAGUCGUUAGGUUGAGUUGAGUACGUAUGUGGUAUCCGUUUUCGUGUGUCUUUUGUUUUUACAUGUUAGAAACUGAUAUUAGUCGUAGGUGUGUCGAUAGACAUGAACAACGUUUAGUGUUUGGGAAAUAUGUUCUUGUGAGUUUGGCCUAUAGGACUAGUUGGCUUGGCUGUUGGUAUGUGAAUACAUAAGGGCAUAUAUAAAUCAAAUACAUCAUUUCAACUGCAUUGCAAACUGUCUUGUAGGCUAUUCUAUAAACUUUUUGUGAGUUUGAUC